CAUUUGCACAAAGACCACCGUGCAGUCACAGUCUUCUCCACGCUGUGACUGGCUCCACAGAGCGCUCCAGUUUGGAACUACAUUGCAUGAACCUGCGCACCUUUUAUACAGGUUUCCUGACCGACCCUCAGUGUUGCGCUUCUGUCCGCUUUCCAGCAGAUAAUCCGACCCCGAAAGCUACCGGGCCCCGUGAACACUGAAGCUGCGGGAGUGGUCUAGAAACUUUUGCCAUCAUGAGCAGGCCAACGGUCAACCUUGAUACCUACAGCCUGUCGCUGCUCACAGCCAAAGAGGACAUCCUCAACCCUCGUUCCUCCACUAACUGGGCUUUAUUUACAUACGAAGGGGUCUCCAAUAAGCUCAAACUGGCUGACUCAGGAGCAGGUGGUGUUGCAGAACUGGCAGGGAAGUUUCACAUCUCAAAACCUCAGUAUGGACUGUGCAAAGUGGAAAAUGCAGAGGCAGGCCCCCCUCGGAUUGCAAUGAUCAGCUGGGUCGGUGAAAAUGUCGAUGACUACCGAAGGACAGAAUGUGUCAACCACAUCCCGGCAAUCAAAAACUUCUUCAAGGAAGCACAUGCUUUCAUUACUGCAGAGAAAGUGGAGGAUGUGACAGAGGAGAAGAUAAAAGCUGAGCUCAGCAAGGCCCAGACUCAUACUCCUACACAGUGGGUGAGAAGGAGUUCCAGGUCUGCAGACAAGGAGGAAAUUGUGGGUACAAACUACAGGAAAACUAAUGCUGCUAUGGAGAUGAGACUAAUAAACAGAGACUCGUUCUGGGCACGUGCAGAGCGUGAAGAAGAAGAGAGGAAAGAAGAGGAGAGGAGAAGAGCAGCAGAGGAGAGACGGCGCUUAGAAAGAGAAAGAAUUCUGAAGGAGCGAAGAGAUGCAGAAGAGAGAGACAGAAAAAUGAAUGAGAAACUACAGAUGAUUGAGGAGCAGAGAAGAAAACAGGCAGAACAAGAAGAAGAGCUGCGUAAAAAGGAGAAAUUUAAAUGGGAGCAGCAGCAAAGAGAGCAUGAGGAUGACAUGAGGGCUCGUCUCCGAAGGAGUGAGUCUAUAGAGAAAGCAGCAGAGGCAGCAGCAUUAGUAUCCCAACGGCCCAUGAACCCAAGGGAGUUCUUCAGGCAGCUGUCAUCAUCGUCAUCACAAAGUCCCACCAGCCCUGGAUCCUCCCGCACUGGCAAACCAUUCAGAAGAUACCAGCGGAGCUUGACAGAUACAGCCUUCAUCUUCUCUAAAGCUGAAGAAAGUGCAGCUUCUUCUCCUCACAGUUCUCCUUUGGUCUCCCCUUUUUCAUGGGUUCCACCCUCCCCCAUUUACCGUUCCAUGUCACCCCUUAAAAGCCCUGAUUUCUGUUCUGUCAACUCCCCACAAAGGGCCAGAGCCCCCGUGACACCACCCACAUCCCCUCUUAACCCUGCACCUCCAGUCUCAGCUUUGCCCAGCUUUCCACAAACGAAUGACCAAGAUCAGCCAAAAGCUCCAUCACCAACAGAACCAUCUGCACCUCCAGCUUCUCCAAGUCUCUUGGUUUCUUUGUCACCCAUUUUAAAAAAAGACAACCCCUCUCAGCUGCAUUCAGAGGCCAUACCAAUCUCACCACCAGUCGUCCCGAACCAGUCAGAGGACCCAGCUUUGAACUUUGAACCAGGAGUGCCCUCACAGAUUCCAACAGCUCCUCCUCCAGAGAGUCCACCACUAUACACAGCAGAUCUCAACACAGCAAAUUUUGUGAAUUCUGAGCUUGUCUCAGACACUGGUUACAAAGUACAGGCUGUACUGGUGGAGGAGGAAGAAGAAGAGGAUAUGGAGGAACAUGAUGAAGAGAAUGUGAAGGAACAUGAGGAAGAUGAGCCUGAAAUGCAGCCAGAGCUAUGUGCCGUUACCACCAAACCAUCGCAGACUGAGACAGAGGAGCUAGAAGAGGAGGAACAGGAGGAGGAAAAGAAGGAGGAAGAACAGGAGAACGAGGACAAGAAGGAGAAGGUGGGGGAAUUACCAGAGGAAACUGAGCUUACAUCUUUAGAGGAACCAGUAGAGAUGAUGCAGGUAAAAGAGGAGGAAGACGAAGAUGCAGAAGAGAAUAACCAAUCAGAGGACACUAAGCCUCUUGUUGAGCCUGCUGUGUUUUCAGAGAAAGAGGAAGAGUCAGAAGUCACAGAUCUCGAGGCAAUUUGUCAAGACAUCAAACAUGACACUGUAACCCUGCCAACCAAUGGAAUCAUAAACAGAGACAUCACAGAAGAACAGAACGGCACAGUGAGAUCUUUGAGUCCAUUCAAUACGGAUUGCAGCACAUCUGACCUGAAUGUGUGCUACAGUCUUUACACUACUGCAGAGGAGGACAGCAACAUGGAAGAUAAGGAGCAAGAGAUCUCAGAAAAUGGACAAGAGGAUUUACCUGAGAAACAUAUGUGUGUCCGAGCUCUUUAUGACUACCAAGCAGAGGACGACUCAGAGAUCUCCUUUGAACCAGGUGACAUCAUCAGGGAUGUGGAGACAGUGGACAAAGCCUGGUGGAGGGGGUGGAGCAAAGAUGGCCGUCAAGGCUUAUUCCCUGCCAAUUAUGUGGAGACCAUAUAGGCAGGCAGACACACUACACACACACACACACACACACACACACACACACACACACACACACACACACACACACACACACACACACACACACACACACACACACUCAGGGACACCUUCUCUCCUCUUGUUUCUGCAUGUUUUACCUUAAUCCUCCCACUGAAACUUUAUACUUUCUCUUCUGUAGGAAGAAUAAAGAAACAUGUGACUCCCUGUUUUGUAGAAAGCAUAAAGAAAAGUUUGACUCUCUGUUUUGAUGUUUUUGAGGAAAACACAAGUAUGCAGAAAUUACCCAGCCUCAUUUUCAUGUAUGAAAAAACAAAUACCUUUUCCUGGACCAAAAUAACUUAUUUUCUUUUGAGAUACUGUGGAAAUGUUGGUGGGAGAGAUGGGAUCACAACAACAAAUGAUCACAAACUAGCUCUUCUUCUAAGUAACACAAACAUUUUUAAGUGUAUAGUCUUUUGAUCUACAUAUAUAACAAGGAUUCCUCUGCUCACCAUUUGUAGCCAUGUACCAGAUAUCCUUCUAUAAUCAUCUUUGUGUAUUUCACGCAUUAAUUCAUAGCACUGUAUUCAUUACUGACAGUCUCACAGCAUGGUUUAAUUAUCCAAACCAGAACAGAAGCAGAGCAACUGAUGAAAAAACAGAGGAAAAUGAUGUUAUACUUGACACCUGUAUAACCCUGUAUUUUGGAUGGGCUGUAUUUUCUUACCAUAGUUUUGUCCUUUCAUACAUUUUGUUUUGUGUUUCAUGUUUCUUACUUUUUAACUAAAGAAUAAAUUUUGUUAACUCAGACAAAGAUAUGAAAAGAAAUUGUCCAUUUUAAUCACCUUCAAUGUCAGUAUACAGACAAUACACUGUAUAUAAGAAUGUAUAAAAGACAUCAACGAUUGUCUCUUUUUUUCUAUUCUUGGUUUGUAUGUUUGUAUGUUGUAUGCUUGUUUCAUGGCAUAUGUUUUUGUUUUUUUGUAUUUACUCCAAACUUACAAAUAUAUAGCAUCUAAAAAGUUUAACUUCUCAAAAAA
Messenger RNA from Melanotaenia boesemani (Boeseman's rainbowfish), 3610 nucleotides. RefSeq names its product drebrin-like protein A. The record is from RefSeq and is a predicted model, not a curated record. Bases 234 to 2585 code for a protein of 783 amino acids. The transcript is spliced from 16 exons. Lineage: Eukaryota; Metazoa; Chordata; Actinopteri; Atheriniformes; Melanotaeniidae. Gene Ontology annotation, molecular function: actin filament binding. Gene Ontology annotation, cellular component: dendrite; lamellipodium; postsynaptic membrane. Gene Ontology annotation, biological process: positive regulation of axon extension; positive regulation of dendritic spine morphogenesis; postsynaptic actin cytoskeleton organization.